Silurus meridionalis is the source of this 2275-nucleotide messenger RNA. RefSeq names its product nuclear autoantigenic sperm protein (histone-binding). The record is from RefSeq and is a predicted model, not a curated record. The transcript has 15 exons. Gene Ontology annotation, cellular component: nucleoplasm. Gene Ontology annotation, molecular function: histone binding. Gene Ontology annotation, biological process: DNA replication-dependent chromatin assembly; CENP-A containing chromatin assembly. NCBI's taxonomy places the organism in Eukaryota, Metazoa, Chordata, Actinopteri, Siluriformes, Siluridae. The coding region runs from base 100 to 2097 and encodes 665 amino acids.
CGGGGCUUGAUUCCGAAUCGGCCGUGUUUCGAGGCUGCCAUUUUCUCCCGGAGUGUUUCUGUGUGUGAUUGUAAGUUGUGCUCGACGAGCGCGCUAAAGAUGCCGGAGGAAACCGCCACCACCGCCGCCGCUUCUUCUUCCACCUCAAGCACUGCGGCUUUGGACGAGAAGCCCUGCUCAUCCAGUGCUGCAGAGAGCUCUGUAGAUGUGGCUGAAGAGGCUAAGAAACUGAUUGGCACCGGAAACAGGCACCUGGUCAUGGGAGAUGUUGUCUCCGCAGUCAGCGUGUUUCAGGAGGCCUGUGCCAUGCUAGCUGAGAAAUACGGCGACACUGCUGACGAAUGCGGAGAGGCGUUCUUCUUGUGUGGGAAGUCCCUGCUGGAGCUUGCCAGGAUGGAGAACUCUGUCUUGGGUAAUGCUUUGGAGGGAGUCCCGGAGGAAUCCUCAGAGGAGGGCGAGAAGCAGAAUGACUCAAAGAUUGAGAGUGCGGAUAACUUGGAUGAGAAAACCAGAGAUGAGCUCCGUGAACAGGUUUAUGAAGCCAUGUCUGAUGAAAAGAGGGGUUCUCAAGAAGGGGAACAAAAAAUGGAAAUGGAAGUUAAGGAAGGUACCAAGGAAGAGCAGACGGAUGUACAUGGUGAUAAAAAUGGAGAGAAGCCUGAGGUGGCUGACGAUGGACUGAAGAAGCCUGAGGUGUCUGCUGCUGAUGAGAAGCCUAAUGUGCCUGCUGCUGGUGGUAAAGAGAAGCCUGAGGUUCCUGAAGCUUGUGGCGAAAAGCCCGAGGCUACUGAUGCUGGUGAAGAGAAGCCUGAGGUGGCAGACGAUGGUAGAAAGAAGCCUGUGGUUACUGAUGCUGGUGAAGAGAAGCCUGAGGUGCCUGAUGACUGUGGAAAGAAGCCUGAGGUGGAUGAUGCUGGUGAGGAGAAGCCUGAGGUGCCUGCCUGUGGAAAGAAGCCUGAGGUUACUGAUGCUGGUAAAGAGAAGCCUGAGGUGCAUGAUGAAAAUGGAAAGUCUACAGAAACUCUCAAAAGUGAAGAGCAGCCUGAAAAAGUUCAGGAGGAAUCGGCCAAAAAUGUGUCCUCAGAACAGGAUGAGGCUAUGGCUACAGAAGAGGCAAAGGAGGAUACUGAGCAAGGAGUUAAAAAUGCAGAAGAACAGAGUGGGAAUGAGGAUCAGGCAGAGCCUAUGGAGGAAGGUGCUGGAGAUGCUGAGGAGGAGGAGGAGGAGGAGGAUGAUGAGGAGGAUGCAGAUGCCAAUAAAGCGGAAAAGGAGGGUGAGGACGAGGAUGAAGUUGGAAAUCUCCAGUUGGCAUGGGAGAUGUUGGAGGUGGCUAAAGUGAUUUACAAAAGAAAGGAAAGCAAAGAGGACCAAUUAAUGGCAGCACAGAUCUUCUUGAAACUUGGUGAAGUUGGUGCAGAAUCAGGUAACUACAGCCAGGCCCUAGAGGACUUCCUGGAGUGCUUAGCCAUCCAGGUGAAACAUCUUCCACCUCAUAGUCGUCUGCUGGCAGAGACUCAUUACCAGCUGGGCAUGACUUUCAGCUACACUGGCCAGUACACCAAGACCAAUGAGCACUUCAACAGUUCCAUCAAAGUCAUUGAGAGUCGCUUGACAAUGCUUCAAGAAAUAAUCGACAAAGCGGAAGGUACCGAAGGAGCAGCAGAGGAAAAACGUGAACUAGAGGAGCUCAAGCAGCUGCUGCCAGAAAUUGCUGAGAAGGUGGAAGAUGCAAAGGAAAGCCAGCGUACCGCUUCUGCAGCGACUGAAGCGAUUCACCAGACCCUGGGUGGCGCAUCGACAUCCUCUGGAUUUGCAACCGAAAACGGUGCCUGCUCUUCAUCUACAGCUACUCCGAUUGCAGUCAAGCCUGCUGAUGGUGCAUCCUCUUCCAAAGCAGCAUCAGACAUCUCUCAUCUAGUCCGUAAAAAGAGGAAACCAGAGGACGAGAGCCCAAAAAAGGACAGUGAUGCUAAAAAGGUCAAACAGGAGACCACAGUAAAUGGCAGCGCCGACUCUGCCAGCAACAGCAAUGGAGUCCAGGAGAAAAUGGAGCAGGAGGCUGUGACUACGUCUACCGCUGCAGAAGCUACAGCGUGAGGGAGCAUUUCGACCUGCCCACUGAUCUUCCAACCAGCACAGCAUGCCUGCCUCAAGUCUCAUCCACGGCAUUUUGUUUUUGUAAAUAGGACAUCUACCUUAUUUUUUUUUUUUUUCCCCCGUGUCUGUUAAACUUUUGUAUUGUAAAGUUUCAAUAAAUAUUUGCAUAUGUCAAUCA